GUUGUGAGUCUGGAGGAUGUCGUGCGAGCUUUUGUUGUGAAAUUUUGAUCUCCCGGCUCAUAUCCUUUAACUCAAACUUGGCACCGCGGUCGGAAGGGGUUUUCGUGGACGCCGGUAACUAGUGUCUUACCCUGUUCAUAGAUGUUUUCAGGGUCGUUUUAUGCGUUGUUAGCGGGGUUUCUGGGCGCCACUGCCUCCCUGUCUGCCAAGCUGUCGCUCGGUGCGAACUAUCUGAGAGAGAUGUGUGAGACGCGGCUGAGCGGCUGGAGUGAAACACCCGGUGGAAGUGCAGCCUGUGACUGGCUCCACAUCCCCCUGCGGCUCCUGUGCGGAGGCCUGCUGUUCGCCUGCAACGCAGUCAUGUGGACCUUCUUCUCCAAGGCCCUCCGGCAUUGCUCCUCUUCAGCCAGGGCCACCAUCACUACCACUGCAGCCAACUUCAUCUCCUCAGGACUGCUAGGGAGGCUCUUCUUUGGAGAGGCUCAUGCAACUCUGUGGUGGGUAGGCAUCUCCCUCACUCUGUGUGGGCUGCUGGUGCUUCAUGGUUCAACACCUCAGACACAGCCACGGGAAGAGGACAAGAAGGAGAAGUAAUGCAUGUUGGACUUGUUUGUUCAUGCAGCCUCUGUUCUCCAGUCACAGCCUCAGUCUUGAAACUGUGGACUCCAACGGGCAGCUCUGGGAAGUUUCUGACCUGCAGAACUGAUUUGAUUGUUGAGAUUAGAAGGUUUAGCGGUAAAUACACCUCUACAUAGUUUUUAAAUCCAUAUCUGCACCUCCUUGCAAAUGUGAGAGACGAAAAAAAGGCCUUUUUAAUGGAUUCUCACUUUGAAUUGUGAUGCUUUAAGACAACAAGGGGUUACCUGGGACUUACACAAAAUCAGAUAAUUACAGUUGUUGGUAAGGCUCACACUUUUUCGUAUCUAUAUUUCCCACAAUGUUGUGAUUACAUUUAUUAUUGUUACUGUUUUUUAUAAAAUGUCUACUGUAUUUACAAACCACACUGUGAUCCACUGUGCACUGCAAUAUUGAGGUUGCCUUGAGGCAACUUAUUUGGUGCUCUGUAAAGAAAAGUGAAUUGAAAUUAUAUUUUUAUUCUUGCCGAUCACAAGAGGGCACUCAAACACCACAUAGUUUAUGCAGAGAAAAACUUGCCAUCUCACAAUGAUGCUGAUUUUUUUGGCUAAAGAUUGAUCUGAGAAUGAGCCGUUUCAUUUGUUGCUGACUUAUGGGAUUUUUGGCACCACUUUGUGGUAUUUUUAAUAGCACUUUAGAAGACUGAACGCCCAAAACAUCAAGAAAGAAAACAAAGUUCUGUCCACUUGCAUCACCUGCAUGUAUUAAACUAGACUAGUUUGCAGUUUCUUGCUGUUAAAACUUUGUCCCUGAACAGGCUACUUAAAAACAGUAAAGGGAGAUGGCUGUCACAGGUUAGUACAAUGAUCAGCUGCAGUGGCAUAAUG
This is a messenger RNA of Archocentrus centrarchus (flier cichlid), 1463 nucleotides long. RefSeq names its product transmembrane protein 42a (gene tmem42a). The record is from RefSeq and is a predicted model, not a curated record. Lineage: Eukaryota; Metazoa; Chordata; Actinopteri; Cichliformes; Cichlidae. The coding region runs from base 142 to 594 and encodes 150 amino acids. The transcript is spliced from 3 exons.